AUGGCACCAUCUCAAACCCAAGAAGACAACGCCUCCGGCUCCAAGAGCUCUGACCUCUUGAAACACUCUAAAGAAGAAUCGGUUCUUACAGACAAGGACCGCAAGGCACUUGUAUUCACAGACAAACACAGCUCCCCUGAUGUAUACAUCAGCUACAACAAAGAUACUCUGUGGUAUCCUUGGGUGACUACAUUGGAGGUCAAGCCUCUACGAUUUGAGACUCGGUCAGGCAGCUUCGUGAUCGCUUUGCGUACCCCAGUUGAUGCAUGGCUUGGAAAGCAUAGACAUCGAGGUACUGUGACGGCUGUUACACUUGCGGGUAACUGGGGGUACAAAGAAUACGACUGGACAGCGGGACCUGGUGACUAUGUCGUUGAGAACCCUGGCACAAUCCAUACACUAUUCAUGGGCGCUGGGUCAGAAGUGGUCUUUACAAUCUCGGGUAGUCUUGAGUUCUUCCACGAUGACGAUAGUUUGAAGGAGACGAUGGACAUUUUUAGUUUCUCGCAGUUGUAUUACGAUCACUGCGAGGCAAAGGGUGUGGAGCCCAAUGCGGGUCUGUGGUAUUAA
Fusarium pseudograminearum CS3096 is the source of this 570-nucleotide messenger RNA. RefSeq lists its product as uncharacterized. The transcript has 2 exons. Bases 1 to 570 code for a protein of 189 amino acids. The record is from RefSeq and is a predicted model, not a curated record. NCBI's taxonomy places the organism in Eukaryota, Fungi, Ascomycota, Sordariomycetes, Hypocreales, Nectriaceae.